GGAUAUGACAGAGCAUCGAUUCUGGCACUGAAUUCUCUCAGAAGUUCCAACCUGACAGAAAUGGGCCUGCAAGAAAUAAAGACUAUUGGAUAUUCCAGUCCAAGGAACAGGACUGACGUCACACGGCAGUGCACUGGAGAAAUGGAAUCUGUGUCAGACCUCCAGCUGGGACUCGAAGUGAUUGAGCAAAGUGCGCUGCAUAAAAACCUGGAAGCCCCCCCACAUGAUAGGACUGAUUCAAACAGCCAAUUAGAAACUGCUCAUUGUGGACGGGGCACAAUUUAUUCUUCCUGGGUAAAAAGUCCCGACAGGACAGGUGUAAAUUUCUCAAUGAAUUCUAAUUUGAGGGACUUGACCCCUUCACAUCAGUUGGAGGUAGGAGGUGGAUUCAGAAUAAGCGAGUCAAAGUGCCUGAUUCAAGACGAUGCUAGAGGCAUGUUCAUGGAAGCAUCUGUUUUUUGUACUUCAGAAGAUGGAAUUGCAUCUGGCUUUGGAAGGACUGUCAAUAACGACAACUUGAUGGAUGGAAAUUGCACACCCCAGAAUCCUCCACAAAAGAAAAAGGUAUCCUUACUAGAAUACCGUAAGAGACAACGAGAAGCUAGGAAGAGUGGCUCAAAGACAGAAAACUUCCCCCUGGUUACUGUGUCUCCUCAUGCUGCUGGUGGAGGAAAUAUAAGUAGUAACAAUGGUGCUAAUGAUGGGUAUAACAACAGUGGUGAGAACGGGGAGCAACCUGAUAACACUGCGAGCUUACCUUUACCACUGCCAACUGCUGUUUAUAAUGCAGCUCCAGAAGACAUUGGCAACAACUGUGCGACUAAGGAAUCUUCCAGUGAGAAGAGUGAACCAGAAGUUCAGUGGACUGCAUCAACCUCUGUGGAACAAGUGAGAGAACGAAGUUAUCAGAGAGCUUUACUCCUCAGUGAUCAUAGGAAAGACAAGGACAGUGAACCUGAUCCUGAAAACCCAGAGCCGCCUUCUGAGUGUCCGUCCCCAGAUACUUCCCAAAGGACUUGUAAGAGUCCGUCGAAAGCGAGCAAGCCCUCUUCACCGAGCCCUGUAGUUUCAGCGCAGUCGCUUGGGAAAACACCCACGAAGCCAGAUUCGCACUGGGAAACUGCAGCUAACGCACCCGAGGCCGAGGGUGCGAAUCAUCCCAAACCCGAGCUGCCACAAAAACAGCUGACGAACAGUGUCCAAGCACUUUCAAAAACUCACCCCUCUCAACCGCACCUGCGCGGUUCUGCUGAGCAACUUUCCCAUUCACAGAAGUUGCCUUCCGCACCUUUGAAGCUGCAUUGCCCCCCUUCGCCUCACGUGGAGAACCCUCCCAAGCCCUCGACCCCUCACGCGCCGGUGCAGCAUGGUUACCUUUCACCAAAGCCUCACUCGCAGCCGUUGGGAUCUCCGUACAGACCUCAUCACCCCCAGUCACCUCAAGUUGGAACGCCCCAGAGGGACACCCACCGCAACUUCUAUCCGGCAGCGCCGGCCCUUCAGCCUAGUAAUCAGCAGCAGGCUGGCGGGCCCCUGUUUCCUCAGACAACUUCAGGACAAUCUUCAGCUUC
Leptosomus discolor (cuckoo roller) is the source of this 1571-nucleotide messenger RNA. Lineage: Eukaryota; Metazoa; Chordata; Aves; Leptosomiformes; Leptosomidae. The record is from RefSeq and is a predicted model, not a curated record.